AUGUCUUACUCAAUAAUUUCAUAUAUUUUUAAUAGAAUUUUUAAUUUCUAAAGUGGAGAUUUUGUUAUUUAAGUCUUUUUUAUGUGUUCAAUUGCUUUAAAAAAUGGUUAAUCUAUAUACUUAUUGCUAUUAUUAAUAAUGUUGCCUUCUCUUGAUUUUUAAAACUAAGCUAGAGUCAAUUCACUGAGUUAAAAUUCCUUUUUUAUUCCUAGUUCUUAUAAUGAAAUACCUUACUUCUUAUCAAUUUGUUCUUUGAGCUUUUGCUAAAAUUCAUCAUCAACUUCUGAAAAGAGUUUGUUCAUUUUUCUGUAAAAAUUGUCAAAUGAAAAUAAAAUACUGCAAAUGAAAUUUUAAAGGUUGUCUAUGCUAAAAAACAUAUAUGUAUUUUCAUCAUAGUGUGAUCCUUUAUUUUGUUUGUUAAGAUUAUUAUUUGUUGCUGAUAAAGAUUAGCUCAUUAACAGAUAAUCUAGUCUAUAAUAUACCCUUAAUAGAUCUACUAUGAAUGAAAUGAAAUCACCAACUUCUUCAGUAAUUAUUUUUAAGUACAUUGAUGGCUAGCUAAGCUUUAAAGAAUCAUAGGUAAACCCAAAAAGUUCUACGUACUUAGAAAGCAAAUAUGCGAUAGGGUUUUUUUACGUAUUUUACAUAUGA
This is a messenger RNA of Tetrahymena thermophila SB210, 651 nucleotides long. RefSeq names its product transmembrane protein, putative. The record is from RefSeq and is a predicted model, not a curated record. The transcript has a single exon. Lineage: Eukaryota; Ciliophora; Oligohymenophorea; Hymenostomatida; Tetrahymenidae.